AAGUGACACUUUUGUGAAGACCUUUGAGACUAAUUUAUUCUCUCUUUUUCUUGUCUUUUUGUGUCUGCCCAAGAAACAGGUUUUGUAUUGCAUUUCUUUCAUCUUUUUUCGAAACUCUGUUCAAGUAACAACACUUUGUUUUGUUUCUGGUUUCAAUUGAAAAUGGCUGAAUUAUUUUAAACAUGUAUAGUUUUUUUCUGUAUGCUGUAUUAACAGAAUGGACAAAGCUGCUGUGCUGACUCACAUCCUGAGGUCAAAGGUCAGAUCUACAUGUCUUGGAGGGGACUCACCUGUCAGUGUGAUCAGCAGUAAAAAGUAUAUUCCAGCUCUCACCGCUGAAGCUCAGGACCAUGAGAGUAUGUCUUCUGUGGAUCACGCCAUCCGUGGCGCUCUGUCUGAUGGGACCAGGCUCGUUGUACUCGUAGGUCCAGAGGGAUCAGGUAAAACCACUGCUCUGCAGAAGCUCCUGGUGGACUGGGCUAAAGGGGAGCACCUGCACAACUUCUCAUUUGUUUUCCACUUCCAGUUCAAGGAAAUGGAUUCUCUCGAAGGUCAACUCUCUUUGGAAACUUUAAUCCAAUACAGUCGCCAUCAGGUUCACUCUGUGCUCCGGGUCGUGGAGAGGCCCGAUGAUGCGCUCUUCGUGUUCGAUGGUCUGGAUGAGUACAGUCACAGCUUGGACCCUGCAGGUCGUGCCCUCUGCUCAGACGCAAGCCAGGCUGCGUCGGCGCCCCUUUUACUGGUCAGCCUGCUCCACGGGUCCCUGCUGAAAGGAGCCGCCUUUCUUGUGGCGACCAGGCCGACGGGAAACCUGAAGUUUCUCAGUGGGGCUCGUGUGGAGGCGUUGGGGUUUCUGAAGCCUCAGAGGGAGGCCUUCUUUAACAGCUUCUUCGCUGACUCCUCUGUAGCCAGCAGAGCUCUUCUGCACAUGGAAAGGACUCUGGGGUUUUAUGAUUUCUGCACGUCUCCUAGAUUUUGUUGGACAGUCUGUUUUGUGUACAGGUCCCUGAUUGACUCAAACGCAAAGCUUCCUGAGACCCUGUCCCAGCUGUUUGUAGAGAUUCUGUCCCACCUGAUUCAGAGCACCUCACUGACUCAGGACUGGAAUAGAAAGUUGGUGUUGGCGCUUGGCAGGAUGGCCUCUUACUGCUUUCUCGACAAACAUUCAAGAUGUACCAAAGAGCAAAUAAACUCCUUUGGUUUUCAACAAUUUCUUACCGCUUUUGCUCCUUUCUUGCGAGUAGAAGCUGAGCUGGAGACCGUUUCCUUCCGUUCCCAGCUGAUGCAGGAGUUUGUCUUGGCCCUAGCUUUCUUUCUAGAUGGGUCCGAAUACGAAGAUGUGGAGAAGGUGCUGGAUAAACACAAAGGCGCUGCAAAGUUCCUCGAUCUCUUUUUGUCCGGUCUCUCGGAGCCCGAGCAGCACAGGCCGUUGGAGACCCUGGUGGGGGAGUUGGAUCCGGACCAGAUGAAGGGUUUCAGAAGCUGGUUGAAAAGCGGCUCAGAGGAAACGCUGAAGGGUUACGACAAAAACAAACACUACAGAUGUUUCCGUCUGCUGCAUCAGGUGCAAAACGCCAGUCUGGUGAAGGAGAUCGUCCCUCCCCUGGCACACGCAUGCAUUUAUCACAGGAACCCGGGUCUCCAGGACUGCGUGGCUCUGAGUUAUGUCAUCGUGUGUCUUGGUGAAAGGGACCGGUUGAGUGUGAGCGGUGCAACGGUAAUCAAAGAGAUGAUGGAAGUCUUGGCUCCAGCUUUGAGUCUGUCUCACGUGGUCGAAUUGUCAGACAACUCCUUCCAAACAGAAGCUGUUCCUCGUCUGGCUUCAGCUGUCAGCUCGGGAGUCACCAGGGAGCUGAAUCUCACUCGUUCACACCUCGGGGAUGAAAAGCUGAAACGUCUCUGUGCCGGACUUAAAGACAGCAAGCUGCACAGAUUAAAUCUUGGCAGCUGCAGACUGACGGCGGCCUGCUGCGAUGACCUGCUCUCUCUGCUGACCUCAGAAAUCUCUCAGCUCCAAGCUUUAGAAAUCACCUUUAAUCAGAUCGGGGAUCGGGGCUUCAAAAAACUGUGCAAAGCCAUGCACAGUCCUCUCUGCAGACUGCAGGAGCUCCAGAUGCAAACGUGCGACUUGACUGCAGCAUCCAUGGAGGAUUUUGCAGCAGCUUUGUGUUCGGGGCAUUCGCAGCUGAGAAAAAUAAACUUGACACACAACACAGUUGGUGACAGUGGAGUGAAAGCUUUGUGCAACGCCCUGAAACACCCAUUUUGUAAACUUCAAAGUCUCACAUUGUAUGACUGUGGCUUAACGGGUGCCUGCUGCUCCCAUUUGAAGGAGGCCUUAAUGUCGGAGCACUUCUCUUUGUUGGAGCUCGAUCUGUCACUGAAUGAUUUGGGGCAGGAGGGGGCGCUGAUGCUUUGCCAAGGCCUGAGUCGACCCGGCUGUCCCAUACGAAGUCUCAGCUUGACACGAUGCGAGUUGACCCAGACCGUCUUCAAGGAGCUGGGCUCAUUGCUGAGAAGUGGGUCGUGUCAGAUGAUGUUUCUGCUCGUAGGCCUCAAUAAAGUUGGAGAUGAAGGCGUCAGACCUCUCUGGGAUGCCGUCUCACAUCCCAGCUGCUCGUUGGAGGAGCUGAAUGUGGAGAUGACCCGUUUGACCGACGCCUGUGUCGAGGACUUGUGUGCUGCUGUCAGAGGCAGCAGAACUCUGAAGCGCCUGGAGCUGAGGAACAACUCUCUGACCGAUGCCGCCGUCCCGGCAGUGAUUCAGGCGAUGAGGGACAACCCCAACAUGGAGGAGCUGAAGUAAGACAAGACUUCAUUAGUCCCACAAUCUGAAAUACAACGACUUCAGCGAGGACGUCUUUGAAAUGCUGGAGGAGUGUGAUAACAUACGAUACUGAUGAUAAAUAAACUCGCCUUGCAAAAACCAGCAAAAAACUGUAGAGGAGUAGCAAAAACAGCACAAAUCCAGUCUCUUUUUGUCAGGGUGCAGCAACUUUCCCACACCAUCAGUUAGUUUGUAACCAUGCAGAUCAAAACCCAAAUGAUCCUGUAAGAAAAAACACCCAGAAGUUUCCUUUCAGGUCCAAGCUGUUUUUAACAACAUGAGAAGUGUUUUCCAAGUGGUCCGGAUGUAGCAUCUAACUAUAAUCGGAUAUUUAUGCACACCAAUGCUCUUUCUAGAUUUUGAAGUCAAUUUCGGUCUAUGGUUCCUGAACAAAAUAUUAAGUUUAAUUGAGAAACUGGGAAUGUGAAUGCCAAAUAAAUCCCCAAGAAAUACA
Molecule: messenger RNA, 3281 nt
Organism: Austrofundulus limnaeus
Lineage: Eukaryota; Metazoa; Chordata; Actinopteri; Cyprinodontiformes; Rivulidae
Product: NACHT, LRR and PYD domains-containing protein 12
Exons: 8
Coding region: 218-2806 (862 amino acids)
Cellular component (GO): cytoplasm
Molecular function (GO): protein binding
Source: RefSeq, a predicted model, not a curated record